AUCUGAGAGACAACAAAGAGAUUUUUCUUCCUUUUCUAAGAUCACGAGUCAAGUGGCACGCCUCAUCAACUCUACCGUAUCUGGGUUGAAAUAGACGUUGAUGUCUUUGACAGAUCAGGAUUCUGGCCACCAAUAAGAUGAAUUAGGAUUCUGCAAAGAUAAUUUCUAGACAAAGCUCCUCUGCUUUAAUCCCUGAUUGACCAAGCUCCAUCCGAUAAUUAACAACAAAUCAUGGCUCUACUAGCUUCACCACCCAAUGCCGGCUUCAAUCCUUCUUCUCCUAUCGUCCGUACAAAAAGAUCGCCAAGACUUGGCUCCAGCGUCCUCAAUGCAGCAGGAGUCGAGAGUUCGGAGCAGAAUCCAUUGAUAUCUGAAACUUCUAGUCGAAAGAGGAGGGGAGCUGUGGGCGUCGCCCGUGCGGUUGCAUCUGAAAAUUUGGGCGGUGGGCACCAAAUUCUGCUGUCGGAUGUGGUGGUGAAGCAGGGGAGGAGGGUUUACUUGGGACGAAAAUGGAAUUCUCUGGAUAUGGCGACGGCCGGGGUGGUUCUGUUCAUGCAUCUACUGUGCUUAUUUGCGCUAUUUACCUUCAACUGGAGAGCAUUUUGGGUGGCUGUAUCGCUCUAUGUGUUGACUGGGCUGUUUGGGAUUACUCUCUCAUUUCAUAGAAACCUUACGCACAGGAGCUUCAAGAUCCCUAGAUGGCUUGAAUACUUCUUCGCCUAUUGUGGGGUUCAAGCACUUCGGGGGAGCCCAAUGGAUUGGGUAAGCACACACAGGUAUCAUCACCAGUUCUGCGAUUCAGAUCGAGACCCACACAGCCCCAUUGAAGGGUUUUGGUUCAGUCACAUAAGUUGGCUUUUUGACCAUGAUUCUGUUAUUGAAAGGUGCGGAGAGCCCAAUAAUGUAGCGGAUUUACAGAAGCAACCCUUCUACAGGUUCCUGAGAAGCACUUACAUUGCUCACCCGAUAGCACUUGGGGCUCUUCUCUAUGCAUUGGGAGGCUUUCCUUUCUUUGUCUGGGGCAUGGGUGUGAGAAUUGUAUGGGUCUACCAUAUCACCUGGCUAGUGAACUCAGCAUGUCACGUCUGGGGACGUCAAGCAUGGAACACUGGGGAUCUAUCCAGGAACAACUGGUGGGUAGCUUUGCUUGCAUUUGGAGAGGGUUGGCACAACAAUCAUCAUGCCUUUGAGUACUCAGCUCGGCAUGGACUGGACUGGUGGGAGCUCGACAUGACUUGGUGUGUAGUGAGACUACUUCAAGCUGUUGGAUUGGCUACAGAUGUGAAGGUUCCCUCUGAGACUCACAAGCAAAGGAUGGCUUUCCACAAUUAAACUAUCACUGCAUGAGUCUCAUCUCUGGGUUUUUCUUUUUUAUAUUUCACUUGGAUUACUGGUUCUAAGAAAAUAGAUUACUAUAAACAAUUGCAAUUUCUUGACGAAAUAUUUCAGGUUUACAAAUUUUACCAAA
Messenger RNA from Macadamia integrifolia, 1468 nucleotides. Its product is annotated as palmitoyl-monogalactosyldiacylglycerol delta-7 desaturase, chloroplastic-like. Gene Ontology annotation, cellular component: endoplasmic reticulum membrane. The record is from RefSeq and is a predicted model, not a curated record. Lineage: Eukaryota; Viridiplantae; Streptophyta; Magnoliopsida; Proteales; Proteaceae. Gene Ontology annotation, biological process: lipid metabolic process. The coding region runs from base 232 to 1332 and encodes 366 amino acids. Gene Ontology annotation, molecular function: oxidoreductase activity, acting on paired donors, with oxidation of a pair of donors resulting in the reduction of molecular oxygen to two molecules of water. The transcript has 5 exons.